Molecule: messenger RNA, 1504 nt
Organism: Cariama cristata (Red-legged seriema)
Lineage: Eukaryota; Metazoa; Chordata; Aves; Cariamiformes; Cariamidae
Gene: SLC45A2
Product: solute carrier family 45, member 2
Exons: 6
Biological process (GO): transmembrane transport
Cellular component (GO): membrane
Molecular function (GO): sucrose:proton symporter activity
Source: RefSeq, a predicted model, not a curated record
CUGGGCUCCAUGUCAGCUGGAGCAGGCAGCACCAACUUGCCAGAGCGCUGCACGUAGCAAGAGUGAUGACCUUAACGAAAGAGAGUUUCCACAGGGAUCUUCCACCACCUUCCGAGGUGGCCACGGCUGACAUGGACAGCACCACCGGGAAGGAGGAGGCUCUGCUGCAAUCAGUGAUGAAGGCUGGAGCAGUGGUGCCAAGGAAGCAAGCAGUGGGAAGGCUGGUCAUGCACAGCAUGGCGAUGUUUGGCCGGGAGUUCUGCUAUGCCGUGGAGGCCGCCUUUGUCACGCCAGUGCUGCUCAGCGUAGGGCUGCCCAGGAACCUCUACAGCCUGGUGUGGCUCAUCAGCCCUAUCCUGGGCUUCGUGCUGCAGCCCGUGGUAGGUUCAGCCAGUGAUCACUGCACCUGUCACUGGGGCAGGAGACGACCUUACAUUCUGGGUCUGGGCAUCAUCAUGCUGCUAGGCAUGGCUUUGUACCUCAAUGGGGACGUGAUGAUCUCAGCUUUCAUCGGUGAGAGAGACAAGCAGCGGACGUGGGCAAUAGUCAUUACCAUGCUGGGAGUAGUGCUUUUUGAUUUUGCAGCUGAUUUUAUUGAUGGCCCCAUCAAAGCGUAUUUAUUUGAUGUCUGCUGUCACCAGGAUAAAGAGAAGGGUCUGCAUUACCACGCCCUCUUUACAGGUUUGGGAGGAGCCUUAGGUUACCUGACAGGUGCUGUGGAUUGGGGUCAAACUGUACUAGGAUAUUCCUUGGCAUCAGAAUUCCAGGUGAUUUUCUUCUUCGCAGCCUUGGUUUUCCUAAUCUGCCUUAUCGUGCAUCUGUGCAGUAUUCCUGAAGUCCCACUUAGAUAUGAAAAUGAAGAGACAAAGUUCUUGUUGGAAGUAACUGAAUCCUAUAAAUAUAGCUCCAUAGAGGAGGAAAUCAAGAAUGGUUACUUAAAAUCAACAUGUACUGAAAUAAAGGCUGCAGCUAAACCAGGGAAAUGUGCUGUUACGUCAUGUACAGAGGAUCAAAGGCGGAUGACCCUUAAAUCACUCCUGAAGACACUUUUAAGUAUGCCAUCCCACUAUCGCUAUCUGUGUGUGAGCCACCUCUUUGGAUGGAUGGCUUUCCUGUCCAACAUGCUCUUCUUCACGGAUUUCAUGGGACAGGUUGUAUACCAGGGUAGUCCUUACGCACCUCAUAACUCCACACUUUACCUUACCUACAAAACAGGAGUAGAGAUGGGAUGCUGGGGGCUGUGCAUCAAUGCAAUUGCUUCGUCAGUCUAUUCUUACCUGCAGAAAAUCCUUCUGCCAUACAUAGGAUUAAAGGGACUUUAUUUCAUUGGAUACCUACUUUUUGGCUUGGGUACUGGACUAAUUGGCUUGUUUCCCAAUGUCUAUUCCACGCUGGCUCUGUGUUCCCUCUUUGGCGUCAUGUCCAGCACGCUGUACACAGUGCCGUUCCACCUCAUUGCAGAGUAUCACAGGGAAGAAGAGGUGAGUUCAAAAUUGAAGGAAGG